This is a messenger RNA of Melozone crissalis (California towhee), 464 nucleotides long. RefSeq names its product E3 ubiquitin-protein ligase RBBP6-like. Gene Ontology annotation, molecular function: zinc ion binding; ubiquitin protein ligase activity. Gene Ontology annotation, biological process: protein ubiquitination; mRNA processing; ubiquitin-dependent protein catabolic process. Gene Ontology annotation, cellular component: nucleus. The record is from RefSeq and is a predicted model, not a curated record. Lineage: Eukaryota; Metazoa; Chordata; Aves; Passeriformes; Passerellidae. Bases 146 to 385 code for a protein of 79 amino acids. The transcript has 2 exons.
GCCACGAGGUCACAAUGCUCUGGGUGGUGCCCAGGACUGUGUGUCUGUCCUGGCUGCCCUGGCAGUGCCCAGCAGAGGUGCCCGAGCCCCCCUGGGCAGCUCAGGCUGGGAGCAGCGAGUGCUGAGCCAGGGCGGGCUCGGGGCCAUGUCGGGUGUGCACUACAAGUUCUCCUCCAAGCUGGGCUAUGAUGUGGUCACGUUUCAUGGCCACAGCAUCUCCCUGGCUGACCUCAAGUGCCAGAUCAUGGCCCGAGACAAGCUCAAGGUGGCCAACUGUGACCUGCAGAUCCUCAAAGCUGAGACCAGUGAGGAAUACUCUGAUGAUGCACAGAUCCCAAAGAACAUCUCAGUGAUUGUGAAGAGGGUCCCAGCUCGAGCCACGUGAGUAUCCAUGAAGCUCUGGAUUCCCUGGGAGGGAUGUCAGGGUGUGAACUUCUUUUCUUUUCUGGAUAUGGGUUUGCAGA